This is a messenger RNA of Candidozyma duobushaemuli, 600 nucleotides long. RefSeq names its product Snl1p (gene SNL1). The coding region runs from base 1 to 600 and encodes 199 amino acids. Gene Ontology annotation, cellular component: cytosol; membrane; nucleus. The record is from RefSeq and is a predicted model, not a curated record. Gene Ontology annotation, biological process: protein stabilization. Gene Ontology annotation, molecular function: protein-folding chaperone binding; adenyl-nucleotide exchange factor activity. NCBI's taxonomy places the organism in Eukaryota, Fungi, Ascomycota, Pichiomycetes, Serinales, Metschnikowiaceae. The transcript has a single exon.
AUGAGCAAUAUCUAUGACAUCUUGACCUCCGACAAUGGCGGUUUUUCUAAUACUAUAACAAAAUGUAUCGAUUAUCUUGAACAGCAUGUUCCUGGAUACGCCUCUAGGUCCUCGUGGCUGGCGUAUUUCAACGACAUAGCUUCCACCAGCAGAGAAGAACUCAUUGACGACUUUUCCAACUUGAGGGUGACUCCAGCCACAACUACGGUUGUUUUGACGACAUUCUUGACGAUUUUGGUCGCCAGUAAGCUUUUAGGUGGUUCGCCUCCUCCUAAAGAAACAAAAAAACCAAAGAAGAAGAAGAAGAGUAAGGCCCAGAUUGCCAACGCUCAAAUUCAGACCAUUUUGGACAAUGUGGAGGAAACAUACGUGGCUCAAAUAGAUGACUACAUUGAGAACUUUGGCCAAUUGAGCAAGGACAAGAAGGAAAACACUUACAAUUACAUUCAGGAAAUGUUGUUGAAGGAGCUUUUGAAGCUAGACGGUAUUGAUAUUGCAGGCAACGAGGUGUUGCGUGACAACAGAAAGAAGGUGAUUCGCUUCAUUCAGGAGCACCAGUCCAGAUUGGAUCAGUUCAAAAAGGACAACCAAACUAGCUAG